Rhinocladiella mackenziei CBS 650.93 is the source of this 708-nucleotide messenger RNA. RefSeq lists its product as uncharacterized. Gene Ontology annotation, cellular component: NatA complex. The record is from RefSeq and is a predicted model, not a curated record. The transcript has a single exon. Gene Ontology annotation, biological process: N-terminal peptidyl-glutamic acid acetylation. Gene Ontology annotation, molecular function: protein-N-terminal-glutamate acetyltransferase activity; protein N-terminal-serine acetyltransferase activity. Bases 1 to 708 code for a protein of 235 amino acids. Lineage: Eukaryota; Fungi; Ascomycota; Eurotiomycetes; Chaetothyriales; Herpotrichiellaceae.
AUGGUCGACAUAAUUCCGGUUUCCUCAUACCCAUCCCACAUAUCACUCCUCCCGUCCAUCCAACAAUGCAACCUAACCAACCUGCCCGAGAAUUACUUCUUGAAAUAUUACAUGUACCACGCCUUGACAUGGCCACAACUAUCCUACGUCGCCGUCGUUCGAGGACCCGGCAGCAAACCUUCAGCAUAUCCCAAGGUGGUCGGAUAUGUGCUGGCAAAAAUGGAAGAAGAUCCUACGGAUGGAGUACAGCACGGACAUAUCACAAGUCUAUCGGUAAUGCGAACACAUCGAAGAUUAGGGAUUGCAGAGAAAAUGAUGAGGAUGAGUCAACGAGCCAUGGCUGAGGUGUUUAAUGCCCACUAUGUGAGUCUGCAUGUCCGAAUGUCUAACGUGGCUGCGUUGCAUUUAUAUCGAGACACGUUGGGAUUUGAGGUCGAGAAGGUCGAGAGCAAAUACUAUGCCGACGGGGAGGAUGCUUACGCGAUGAGAAUGGAUUUGAAGAACCUGCAACUUAGGAUUCCGGACGAGGAGGAUGCUCAAGAUGAAGGUGAUGGAGUUGGCUCGCUAGGGAAGAAAGGUGAGGAUGGCGUCACUGUCAAUGGUGAGGAUGGAAAGAAGGAAAAGAUGGUGAAGGUCAAGGUUGGUCGUGGUUUGGGAGUGGGAGAUUUGGUGGAAAGGAACGAGGGAUCAACGAAUGCACAGUACUGA